CCGCCGCCUCACCUCCUCCACUCCACUCUCGCCCAUCCUCUGCUUCCCCCUCGCGAAUCCUCCCAACACCCCGCCGGCGGCCCGCGACCUCGCUCCGCCGCGCGAGAUGAUGCUCCCCCGGCUCCUCCUCCUCGCCUUCGUCGUCUCCGUACCGCCGCGCGCUUCCGCUGCCGGCGGCGGCGAGGGGUUCUGCUCGGCGGAGCCGUCGGCGUCGAGCGAGUGCUCCGGGCGGCCGCCGCCGCCGCCGCUCUACUGGAAGGUCACCAACCCAACCCUGGCGCCCGCGCACCUCCAAGAUUUACCUGGCUUCACACGUAGUGUUUACAAGAGGGAUCAUGCUUUGAUUACACCAGAAAGCCAUGUAUUCAGUCCUUUGCCUGAUUGGGUCAACACAUUAGGAGCAUAUUUAAUUAGCCCAGCUAUUGGGGCACAUUUCACGAUGUACCUGGCAAAAAUGCAUGAUGGAUCAAAAUCAGCCCUACCACCAAAAGGUGUUGAAAGGCUUAUCUUUGUACUCCAAGGAAGUAUUCUACUGUCUCUGGAGAGUGGAAAUACCCAUUCUUUGCUGGUGGACUCUUAUGCUUAUCUUCCCGCAAACAUGAAGCACACUGUGGUCUCUGAUGAACUAACUACUCUUGUAAUCUUUGAGAGGAGGUACGCAACCAUUGAGGAUUACCAUCCUGAUCCCAUUAUUGGUUCAACGGAUAAACAACCCCUUCUUGAAACCCCAGGAGAGGUAUUUGAGUUGAGGAAGCUGCUACCCACUUGUCUGCACUACGACUUCAAUAUCCAUAUAAUGGAUUUUCAGCCUGGCGAAUAUCUUAAUGUGAAGGAGGUUCAUUACAAUCAACAUGGGUUGCUGCUUUUAGAGGGGCAAGGAAUAUACCGAUUGGGAGACAGCUGGUACCCGGUGCAAUCAGGCGACACAAUUUGGAUGGCUCCGUUUGUGCCUCAAUGGUAUGCUGCCCUUGGUAAAACCAAGACAAGGUACCUGCUGUAUAAAGAUGUCAAUAGGGACCCACUGAUAUGAGGAAAGCAAACACUUCCUGACCGACGGGAAUAAAUAAAAUUGGAGAGCUAUGCUGGUCUUGAAGAGUCCCUGUGGAAGAUGAUCUCAGAAAAAAAAAAAGAGAAAGUUCUUGUUAGCUGAUGAACCGCUCAAAAUGAUGAAUCAACGCACGAAUAUCGAAUCUGCACAUGGAAUGUUCAGUUCAGGCUACCCACUGGUUCUUAUUGGCCAAUUCACACAAACACAAAAAAAAUGAUAUAUUUUUUUUUUCUGGACGGCACUGGCCUAUGCUGUGGCUCUUCAGAAACCUGUAUUGCCUAACCCCUUGAAAAGCCGAAACAAUGCGUCGCUGUAAUGAAGACUGGUACCUGAUUCGAAGACGAGUGCCUUUUUUCCUUUUAAUUUCAAAGCAUCGGAUAUGUGGCUACAUGUCGAACA
Molecule: messenger RNA, 1447 nt
Organism: Oryza brachyantha (malo sina)
Lineage: Eukaryota; Viridiplantae; Streptophyta; Magnoliopsida; Poales; Poaceae
Product: probable (S)-ureidoglycine aminohydrolase
Exons: 12
Coding region: 107-1030 (307 amino acids)
Molecular function (GO): ureidoglycine aminohydrolase activity
Source: RefSeq, a predicted model, not a curated record